Molecule: messenger RNA, 7452 nt
Organism: Neogale vison (American mink)
Lineage: Eukaryota; Metazoa; Chordata; Mammalia; Carnivora; Mustelidae
Gene: ARFGEF3
Product: ARFGEF family member 3
Exons: 34
Coding region: 98-6634 (2178 amino acids)
Biological process (GO): regulation of ARF protein signal transduction
Molecular function (GO): guanyl-nucleotide exchange factor activity
Source: RefSeq, a predicted model, not a curated record
GGCGGCGGCGGCGGCGGCGGAGGCGGCGGUGUCCCCGGCCGGGCCUCCCAAGAGCGCGCCUCUCCCUGUCGGUGGCCGAGACCCUGCGAAGGUCAAGAUGGAAGAGAUCCUGAGGAAGCUGCAGAAGGAAGCGUCCGGGAGCAAGUACAAAGCCAUCAAGGAGAGCUGCACCUGGGCCCUGGAAACCCUGGGUGGUGUGGAUACCAUUGUCAAGAUCCCUCCACACUUGCUGAGGGAGAAAUGCUUGCUUCCUCUCCAGUUGGCUUUGGAAUCCAAGAAUGUGAAACUGGCCCAACAUGCUCUGGCAGGAAUACAGAAGCUUCUGUCAGAAGAGAGGUUUGUAUCCAUGGAAACAGACUCUGAUGAGAAGCAGCUGCUCAAUCAGAUCCUGAACGCUGUGAAAGUGACGCCUUCCCUCAAUGAAGACCUGCAGGUGGAAGUGAUGAAGGUUUUACUCUGCAUCACCUACACCCCGACAUUCGACCUGAACGGGAGCGCGGUGCUGAAGAUUGCAGAGGUGUGCAUUGAGACAUACAUAUGUAGCUGUCACCAACGUAGUAUAAACACGGCUGUGCGGGCAACUCUCAGUCAAAUGCUGAGUGACUUGACUUUACAGUUACGACAAAGGCAGGAGAACACGAUAAUUGAAAACCCGGAUGUCCCACAGGAAUUCAGGAAUCAAGGGUCGACAGUUGAGUCCCUCUGUGACGACCUUGUCUCUGUGCUUACUGUUCUGUGUGAGAAGCUGCAAGCUGCCAUUAAUGACCAGCAGCAGCUGCAGCUCCUGUACUUGGAAUGCAUCCUGUCCGUGCUCAGCAGCUCCUCGUCCUCGAUGCACCUGCACAGAGCCUUCACCGACCUGAUCUGGAAAAACCUUUGCCCUGCUCUCGUUGUGAUCCUGGGGAAUCCAAUCCAUGAUAAAAGCAUCACCUCCGCUCACAGCAGCAGCGCUGGCCCAGGCAUCGAGUCAGACUCUGCGUCUCCGGGAGUCUCUGACCACGGCCGGGGGUCCGGCUGCUCGUCCACCGCGCCAGCCCUGAGUGGGCCCGUGGCUCGGACCAUCUAUUACAUCGCGGCGGAGCUGGUCCGGCUGGUGGGGUCGGUGGACUCCAUGAAGCCCGUGCUCCAGUCCCUCUAUCACCGUGUGCUGCUUUAUCCCCCACCCCAGCACCGGGUGGAAGCCAUCAAAAUAAUGAAAGAGCUACUUGGGAGUCCACAGCGUCUCUGUGACUUGGCAGGACCCAGCUCCACUGAACCAGAAUCUAGAAAAAGAUCAAUUUCUAAAAGAAAGUCUCAUCUGGAUCUUCUCAAACUCAUCAUGGAUGGCAUGACGGAAGCGUGCAUCAAGGGCGGCAUCGAAGCGUGCUAUGCUGCGGUGUCCUGCGUCUGCACCUUGCUCGGGGCCUUGGACGAGCUCAGCCAGGGCAAGGGCUUGAGCGAAGGCCAGGUCCAGCUGUUGCUGCUGCGCCUGGAGGAGCUGAAGGACGGCGCCGAGUGGAGCCGGGACUCUAUGGAGAUCAACGAGGCCGACUUCCGCUGGCAGCGGCGCGUCCUGUCCUCAGAGCACACGUCGUGGGAGCUGGGGAACGAGAGGAGCCCCGACAUCAGCAUCAGCGUGACCACUGACACAGGCCAGACCACGCUGGAGGGCGAGUUGGGCCAGACGACGCCCGAGGAGCACGCGGACCACCACAAGAGCAGCCUCAAGUCACCCGCCGUGCCGGAGAGCAAGGAGAUGCUGAGCAAGGUGCCCGAGGCCGAAGCCGUGGACCAGCCAGAUGUGGUGCAGAGAAGCCACACGGUUGCUUUCCCCGACAUAACUAACUUCCUGUCGGUGGACUGCAGGAUGAGGUCCUACGGCUCCAGGUACAGCGAAAGCAAUUUCAGCGUGGAUGACCAAGACCUUUCGCGGACCGAAUUCGAUUCCUGUGAUCAGUACUCGAUGGCGGCGGAGAAGGACUCGGGGAGGUCGGACGUGUCAGACAUCGGGUCGGACAACGGCUCGCUGGCAGACGAAGAGCAAACCCCUCGGGACUGCCUGGGCCACCGGUCCCUGCGGACCGCCGCUCUGUCCCUGAAACUGUUGAAGAACCAGGAGGCGGACCAGCACAGCGCCAGACUGUUCCUGCAGUCCCUGGAAAGCCUCCUUCCCCGCCUGCUGGCUCUGCCCAGCGUGGAGGAGGUGGACUCGGCCCUCCAGAACUUCGCCUCUACCUUCUGCUCAGGCAUGAUGCACUCCCCCGGGUUCGAUGGGACCGGCAGCCUCAGCCUGCAGAUGCUGAUGAACGCAGACAGCCUGUACACGGCCGCGCACUGUGCUCUGCUGCUCAACCUGAAACUCUCCCACGGCGACUACUACCGGAAGCGGCCCACCCUGGCGCCAAGCAUGAUGAAAGAGUUCAUGAAGCAGGUCCAGACCAGCGGGGUGCUGAUGGUUUUCUCCCAGGCCUGGAUUGAGGAGCUCUACCAUCAGGUGCUCGACAGAAACAUGCUUGGAGAAGCCGGCUACUGGGGCAGCCCGGAGGACAACAGCCUGCCCCUCAUCACCAUGCUGACCGACAUCGAUGGCUUAGAGAGCAGUGCGAUUGGGGGCCAGCUGAUGGCCUCAGCUUCUACCGAGUCCCCUUUCAGCCAGGGCAGGAGAAUUGAUGACUCCACAGUGGCAGGUGUGGCAUUUGCUCGCUACAUUCUGGUGGGCUGCUGGAAGAACCUCAUUGAUACUUUAUCAACCCCGCUGACUGGCCGGAUGGCAGGAAGCUCCAAAGGGUUGGCCUUCAUUCUAGGAGCUGAAGGUGUCAAGGAGCAGAACCAAAAGGAGCGUGAUGCCAUCUGCAUGAGCCUCGAUGGGCUGCGGAAAGCGGCGCGGCUGAGCUGUGCUCUAGGAGUUGCGGCUAACUGUGCCUCAGCCCUUGCCCAGAUGGCAGCUGCCUCCUGUGUCCAGGAAGAAAAAGAGGAAAAGGAAGUCCAAGAACCCAGUGACGCCAUAGCCCAAGUGAAACUGAAGGUAGAGCAGAAACUGGAGCAGAUCGGGAAGCUGCAGGGGGUCUGGCUACACACGGCCCACGUCCUGUGCAUGGACGCCAUCCUCAGUGUAGGCCUGGAGAUGGGAAGCCACAACCCGGACUGCUGGCCCCACGUGUUCAGGGUCUGUGAGUACGUGGGCACGCUGGAGCACACCCAUUUCAGCGACGGCACCUCUCAGCCCCCUCUGACCAUCAGCCAGCCCCAGAAGGCGUCAGGGGGCUCCGGACUCCUCGGGGACCCAGAGUGUGAGGGCUCAGCCCCGGAGCAGAGCCUAGAGCCAGAGAGCUCCCUGAGCGCGGCCCCCGUCAUCCAGCCGCUCUCCAUCCAAGAGCUGGUCAGAGAAGGCAGCCGAGGCCGGGCCUCUGACUUCCGCGGGGGCAGCCUCAUGACCGGGAGCAGUGCUGCCAAGGCCGUGCUCACGCUGUCCACCCAGGCAGACAGGCUCUUCGAAGAUGCUACGGACAAAUUGAACCUGAUGGCUUUGGGGGGGUUCCUCUACCAGCUGAAGAAAGCAUCCCAGUCCCAGCUCUUCCAUUCUGUUACAGAUACGGUGGAUUACUCUCUAGCCAUGCCAGGAGAAGUUAAAUCCACCCAAGACCGGAAGAGCGCCCUCCACCUCUUCCGGCUCGGAGACGCCAUGCUGAGGAUUGUGCGGAGCAAGUCGCGGCCGCUGCUCCAUGUGAUGCGCUGUUGGAGCCUCGUGGCCCCACACCUGGUGGAGGCCGCCUGCCAUAAGGAAAGGCAUGUGUCUCAGAAGGCUGUUUCCUUCAUCCAUGAUAUACUGACGGAGGUUCUCACUGAUUGGAAUGAGCCACCUCAUUUUCACUUUAAUGAAGCACUUUUCCGACCUUUUGAGCGUAUCAUGCAGCUGGAGUUGUGUGAUGAGGAUGUCCAAGACCAGGUUGUGACAUCCAUUGGCGAGCUAGUUGAGGUAUGUUCCACACAAAUCCAGUCGGGAUGGAGGCCCCUGUUCAGUGCCCUGGAAACUGUGCACAGUGGAAACAAGUCUGAGGUGAAGGAGUAUCUGGUCGGUGAUUACUCCAUGGGAAAGAGCCAGGCUCCAGUGUUUGAUGUAUUUGAAGCAUUUCUCAAUACUGACAACAUCCAGGUCUUUGCUAAUGCGGCCACAAGUUACAUCAUGUGCCUUAUGAAGUUUGUCAAAGGACUGGGAGAGGUGGACUGUAAGGAAAUAGGAGACUGCAUCCCCGGACCUGGAGCCACAUCCCCAGACCUGUGCCUCCCUGCCCUGGAUUACCUCAGGCGCUGCUCUCAGUUACUGGCCAAAAUCUACAAAAUGCCCUUGAAGCCAAUAUUCCUUAGUGGGCGACUCGCUAGCUUGCCUCGAAGACUUCAGGAGCAGUCGGCGAGCAGCGAGGAUGGAAUGGAGUCGGUCCUGUCGGAUUUUGAUGACGACACUGGGCUGAUAGAAGUGUGGAUCAUCCUCCUAGAGCAGCUGACAGCGGCUGUGUCCAACUGUCCACGUCAGCACCAACCGCCAACCUUGGAUUUACUCUUUGAGCUGUUGAGAGACGUGACGAAAACACCUGGACCAGGAUUUGGUAUCUAUGCAGUUGUUCACCUUCUCCUCCCCGUGAUGUCCGUGUGGCUCCGUCGUAGCCAUAAAGACCAUUCAUACUGGGAUGCAGCUUCUGCUAAUUUUAAGCAUGCCAUUGGCCUGUCUUGUGAGCUGGUGGUGGAGCACAUUCAAAGCUUUAUACACUCAGACAUCCGGUACGAGAGUAUGAUCAACACGAUGCUGAAGGACUUGUUUGAGUUACUGGUAGCCUGUGUGGCCAAGCCCACAGAAACCAUCUCCAGAGUGGGCUGCUCCUGUAUUAGGUACGUCCUCGUCACUGCGGGCCCCGUGUUCACUGAAGAAAUGUGGAGGCUGGCCUGCUGUGCCCUGCAGGAUGCCUUCUCCGCCACACUCAAGCCUGUGAAGGAUCUGCUGGGCUGCUUCCACAGCGGCACCGAGAGCUUCAGUGGGGAAGGCUGCCAGGUGAGGGUGGCGGCCCCCUCCUCGUCCCCCAGUGCCGAGGCCGAGUACUGGCGCAUUCGAGCCAUGGCUCAGCAGGUGUUUAUGUUGGACACCCAGUGCUCGCCAAAGACUCCAAACAACUUCGAUCAUGCGCAAUCCUGUCAGCUCAUUAUUGAACUGCCUCCUGAUGAGAAGCCAAAUGGACACACCAAGAAAAGCGUUUCUUUCAGGGAAAUUGUGGUGAGCCUGCUAUCCCAUCAGGUGUUACUCCAGAACUUGUACGACAUCUUGUUAGAAGAGUUCGUCAAGGGCCCCUCCCCUGGGGAGGACAAGACGGUGCAAGUCCCAGAGGCCAAGCUGGCCGGCUUCCUCAGGUACAUCUCCAUGCAGAACCUGGCGGUCAUCUUUGACCUGCUGCUGGACUCGUACAGGACGGCGCGGGAGUUCGACACCAGCCCCGGGCUGAAGUGCCUGCUCAAGAAGGUGUCGGGCAUUGGAGGCGCGGCCAACCUCUACCGCCAGUCCGCCAUGAGUUUUAAUAUUUAUUUCCACGCGCUGGUCUGUGCUGUCCUCACCAACCAGGAAACCAUCACCGCCGAGCAAGUGAAGAAGGUGCUUUUUGAGGACGAGGAGAGAAGCACAGAUUCGUCCCAGCAGUGUUCAUCUGAAGACGAGGACAUUUUCGAGGAGACGGCCCAGGUGAGCCCCCCGAGGGGCAAGGAGAAGAGGCAGUGGCGGGCCCGGCUGCCCUCCCUGAGCGUGCAGCCCAUCAGCAACGCCGACUGGGUGUGGCUGGUCAAGCGGCUGCACAAGCUGUGCAUGGAGCUGUGCAACAACUACAUCCAGAUGCACCUGGACCUGGAGAGCAGCCUGGAGGAGGCCCCCGUCUUCAAGACUGACCCAUUCUUCAUCCUUCCGUCCUUCCAGUCAGAGUCGUCCACCCCCUCAACCGGGGGGUUCUCGGGGAAAGACACCCCUUCCGAGGACGACCGGAGCCAGACCCGGGAUCACGCCAGCGAGGCCGGCAGCCUGAGGGCGGGCGGCGGGGACUUGCUGCUGCUGCCGCCGAGCCCCAAGGUGGAGAAGAAGGACCCCAGCCGGAAGAAGGAAUGGUGGGAGAACGCGGGCAACAAGAUCUACACCAUGGCCGCCGACAAAACCAUCUCCAAACUGAUGACCGAAUACAAAAAGAGGAAGCAGCAGCAUAACCUGCCCACGUUCCCCAAAGAGGUCAAAGGGGAGAAGAAGGGAGAGCCACUGGGUCCGCGGGGCCAGGACUCCCCGCUGCUUCAGCGUCCCCAGCACUUGAUAGACCAGGGCCAGAUGCGCCAUUCAUUCAGCGCGGGCCCCGAGCUGCUGCGACAGGAGAAGAGGCCCCGCUCCGGCUCCACCGGGAGCUCUCUGAGUGUCUCUGUGAGGGACGCGGAAGCACAGAUCCAGGCCUGGACCAACAUGGUGCUAACCGUUCUCAAUCAGAUUCAGAUCCUUCCAGACCAGACCUUCACAGCCCUCCAGCCGGCGGUGUUCCCAUGCAUCAGCCAGCUGACCUGCCACGUGACAGACAUCAGAGUGCGUCAGGCUGUGAGGGAAUGGCUGGGCAGAGUGGGCCGGGUCUAUGACAUCAUCGUGUAGAAGACUCACAUUGAGGAAACACAAUCUCGAAGGUUAGAGAAUGCCCACCAGUCCCCAACGGAUAGCAUUUGCCCCACCACCAGCCCCACUGAAACCAGUGUCUCGGAGAAGAGUCUACCCGUCCCUCGCUAAUCAGCACUGGGGCCAUUCUGGACACUCACCUUGUAUUUGGAGGACACCAAUGAUACUCUGAUUUUGCACAUCAUUUCAGAAAAGUCUCCAUUCUUUGACACGUUUCUAAAUCUUGAUGUCUAUUUCCCAGUGCUUUUGCCUGCCAUGCUACUCCCAAAAGGAGUAGUCCUUUAAAGGACUACUCCUUUGAAAACAUCACACUGAUCCAUUUGAUUUUUUUCCUUUUAAAUGAAAUUGUUAAGGAAACAUCCACUGGUAAGUCAUGCUGGUGUGUAGGCACUCUGGCAUCUAGUAGCGGACAUUCUUCAUCGGAGGAAGAUUUCCAUUAUGAUUAUGCACUUAGCAGGGAAGAAGACAGCUGGAAAAACAAUUCUGGGUGUCAUAAGCAAGAAAGGGAUGACUUUCUCUGUAACAUGUUCCAGAACAUUUCAAAGUUGUCCUUAAUUGUCAAGAUUUUCUGGUUGGCAUAACGAACUUUUUUUAAGGUGCUGUUGUGCCUUUAUUUCCCUAUUUCUCAAGGAAGAAAAUGCUUUCCUGGCAAGGUUUGAAGUCUGUGUCCUGGCAGCUGUUGACACACAGCUCCCAGUACAGUGGCUGAUACAGUUCUCACCAGGAGACAUGAGACUGCCCUGCCACCCUGGCUUCCCAUUAGUCUUUGCUUUUUGCUCCCAAGGCCAAACAGGAAA